GAUCGAUUGAGAGCGUUGGUUAGAAAUGCCAGCGACAAAGCAGUUGUCAGCCUUUUGUGUAGUACUUUUCUCCUUACUUGGGGUGUGCAGAGCUCUUCUUGGAACUCCAGAAACGGUUUUUGUUGCUCAUUCUAACAACUUGAUCAAUUUUACUGUGAACGGCAACCACUUGCGCUACAGAACGUGGGCUUCACCGGUGACCGAGCAGCGACAAUUUGGUGAAGUGCGUGGUCUUGAUUGUGAAAAGAGGAAAGAGCUGCUUUGCUGGGUGGACAAGAAAGUGAACGCUAUAAGGUGUUCUUCUACACAACCCAAAGCUGGAUGUUCUGACGACUCUCCUACCACAUUUUUGGCAGUGAAUAUUGUAUCAAAUAAUGGCAAACCCGAAGGGGUUGCUCUAGACCCAUGCAACAUGAUGCUCUACUGGACCGACCCAUCCCGUUCAACAAUAAGCGUAGCUAAACUGCAACGUGAUGACAAAGGUGAUAUCAGGGCAGUGAUGACCAAAGACAUCCUCACAGCGAAGAACGGGCUUAGCAAGCCGUUUGGCAUUGCAGUGGAUUCUUGUGCUGGGUAA
Corticium candelabrum is the source of this 577-nucleotide messenger RNA. RefSeq names its product protein cueball-like. The coding region runs from base 26 to 577 and encodes 183 amino acids. Lineage: Eukaryota; Metazoa; Porifera; Homoscleromorpha; Homosclerophorida; Plakinidae. The record is from RefSeq and is a predicted model, not a curated record. The transcript has 3 exons.